Messenger RNA from Micropterus dolomieu (smallmouth bass), 1602 nucleotides. RefSeq lists its product as uncharacterized. The coding region runs from base 422 to 1282 and encodes 286 amino acids. The record is from RefSeq and is a predicted model, not a curated record. The transcript is spliced from 3 exons. Gene Ontology annotation, molecular function: nucleic acid binding. NCBI's taxonomy places the organism in Eukaryota, Metazoa, Chordata, Actinopteri, Centrarchiformes, Centrarchidae.
UCCACGUCACAAUGGAGGUCAAGCAGUGGUGGGAGGAAGACGUGUUGGUCAAAGGAAUGGCAGGGGACAGGCACCCCUUCUGAGAGGUGGUCGUGGGCCUCGUUUGAGAGGUGUGGGGGAACGUGGUAGAGGACAAGGCCACGGACCAAGACAGCAGCAGCAACAGCAUAGAGUGUCCAAUGAAAUCAGGGCAAUACUUGUAUACCAUGUCAUAAAUCAUGGCAUGACAAUGGCGGCUACAAUGAUAUAACCAAACCUCAGAAGGUCAACCAAUGAGAACCGAAUUGUGACCAGGCCAAAUAGUGGAGGCAGAGGCAAAAUUCUAACUGACCAACAAGAGCAGGCUGUGGUCGAUUUGGUUUGGGCCAGAAAUGAUAUUCGCCUUACAGAAAUUCGCCAGCAUAUCUUGGACAAUGAAGACAUGUUCAACAAUGUGGGAUCCAUAAGUUUGCCGACUAUUGCACGCAUACUGAAAAGGCACCAGGUAUCUAUAAAACAACUGUACCGUGUGCCUUUCGAAAGAAAUGCAGACAGAGUGAAGCAAAUGAGGACUGAGUAUGUUCAGAGGGUGAUGGAGCUGGAUGCUGAUGACGACCAUCACAAAUCAUAUAUUUGGAUGAGGCAGGUUUUAAUCUGGCCAAGACAAGGAGGAGAGGUCGGAAUUUCAUUGGCCAGCAGGCAACCAUCCAAGUACCUGGACAACGUGGGGCCAACAUUACCAUGUGUGCGGCUAUAUCAGAAGAUGGUGUGGUGGGACGCAGACCUCAUAUUGGACCAGAUAAUGCAGCUGUCCUUGUUACCUUUCUUUAUUGAGCUCGAUCAGGUUUGUAGAGCUGAAGGUGUGACCUAUGUCAUUGUGUGGGACAAUGUCAGGUUCCAUCAUGCUCAUGUGGUGCAAGCAUGUUUUCAGGCCCAUGCACAAUUUACCACCCUGUAUUUACCCCCAUACUCUCCCUUCCUUAACCUGAUUGAGGAAUUUUUCUCCGCAUGGAGAUGGAAGGUUCAUGACAGGCACCCUCAUGAACAAGUCACUCUUCUCCAGGCCAUGGAUGACGCCUGCAAUGACAUCACAGCAGACCGGUGUCAGGCCUGGAUUCGCUAUGCCCGAAGGUUUUUUCCAAGAUGUUUGGCUAAUGAAAACAUCCAUUGUGAUGUAGAUGAGAACCUGUGGCCAAAUCCACAACACAGAGAUGAUGACAAUGUAGAAGUAAUCACUCCUGUUUUGUUUCUUACAUUACAAGCAAGCAAGUUGAGGAACACUGCAUUUGAUGUUUUACAGUAAUGUCUUUUCUUUUCUAUUUCAUAGCUAAUUAUUUUUGCUUUGAUUCAAAUAAACCUAUGUUGUGAUUGUACUGUAGUGUUUUGCAUCAAUAUAUUACAAACUUUGUUCAAUGAUUCCACUGUGUCUGUAGUAUUCUCUCUACUACUGCAGUACUUUUACAGAGAUGUAUUUACUGUACAUGUACUACCAUAAUGACACCUGUAUCGCCUAUUUUGUUCUACAAUAUUUAAUGAUUGUACGAACAAUGACACAGUGAAACUACCAGUUGCUUGUGUGUGGGUGAUCUAUAGUUAUGUUUCAAUGGUAUUUCACAGUAAAUU